AUGUCUCCAUCUCUACCAGAAUCGUAUGCGACCCUACCAACCGAGCACAUCAAGCUCUCCCAUGUCCCAGCAUCAUCGCCGACACCUACACCGGUAUUGCUGCUUACAUUGCACCGGCCGGAGAAGCUCAAUGCCUACACGGAGCAAAUGUCCAGAGAAAUAGCUUCAGUGUUCGGGAUGGUUGAUAUUGAUGACCGUGUGAAAGCCGUUGUGAUGACGGGCUCCGGCGACAAGGCGUUCUGCGCCGGUGCAGAUUUAGACAUUGGUUUCAAAGGAAUGGGGACCGGAGGUGCCGCUGCCAGGGAAAAGGACCACAGAGACGGAAUAACCCUGGCAAUACAUAACUGCCGAAAACCAACUAUAGCAGCCAUCAACGGAUCCGCCGUUGGUAUUGGUAUCACCAUGACGCUACCAGCAACCAUCCGCGUGGCUACCGCAAAGGCAAAAAUCGGCUUUGUAUUUUCCCGCCGUGGGAUUAUCAUGGAAGCCGUGUCCUCAUUUUUCCUACCAAGGCUUAUCGGCUACUCUCGUGCCCUGCACGUCGCUACCACUGGUCUAGCAUACCCAGCUGAACAUCCUUUACUGAAGGACUUAUUCUCAGAGCUCCUACCUACGCCAGAAGCUACACUGGCUAGAGCUCUCGAGAUAGCUGAUGAUAUUGCACGUAAUACGUCGACGAUAUCAACCUCGUUGAUGAGAGAUCUCAUGUAUCGUGGCCCAGACAGCGCAGAGGCAACGCAUCUGCUUGAUUCUUCCCUUAUCUAUCCCCUCUUUGGUAACAGAGACAACGAAGAAGGGGUAAAAAGCUUCUUCGAAAAGAGAAGCCCACAGUUCAAAGGGUCAUUCAACAACCCGAAAGAUGUCCCUGCUGCGUAUCCCUGGUGGAACCAAGUUGACGUCUCCCCACCAAAGCUCGCUUCGAAAUUAUAA
Trichophyton benhamiae CBS 112371 is the source of this 930-nucleotide messenger RNA. RefSeq lists its product as uncharacterized. NCBI's taxonomy places the organism in Eukaryota, Fungi, Ascomycota, Eurotiomycetes, Onygenales, Arthrodermataceae. The record is from RefSeq and is a predicted model, not a curated record. The transcript has 2 exons. The coding region runs from base 1 to 930 and encodes 309 amino acids.